Messenger RNA from Lolium rigidum, 836 nucleotides. Its product is annotated as polyubiquitin-like. Gene Ontology annotation, molecular function: protein tag activity; ubiquitin protein ligase binding. The record is from RefSeq and is a predicted model, not a curated record. The transcript is spliced from 2 exons. NCBI's taxonomy places the organism in Eukaryota, Viridiplantae, Streptophyta, Magnoliopsida, Poales, Poaceae. Gene Ontology annotation, cellular component: nucleus; cytoplasm. Bases 132 to 836 code for a protein of 234 amino acids. Gene Ontology annotation, biological process: modification-dependent protein catabolic process; protein ubiquitination.
UCAUUUGUCACAUUCAUUCUUAUGCCAUGGGCAGUGUAAACAUUCCUAGUCAAUCUGAUCUGAACAAGAUGUAUUGCCAUAUGCAAUACCAACUGCUGUACCAUGGAACCUGUUAAUUUGUCGCGGCUAACAUGAAGAUGUGGAUCUUUGUCAAGAUCUGUGAUAGCAAGACCGUCACUCUGGAGGUCGUGGAUUCAGAUACAAUCUAUAGCGUCAAGGCUAAGAUUCAAGACAAGGAGGGCAUACCUUCAUGCCAGCAGAGGCUCAUGUUUGAUGAUCAGCUAUUGGUGGGCAGCUGCACCCUGAAGGACCACAGCAUCCAGAACGAGGCCACCCUAACCCUUCACCUUGUAAUCCAAGGGAUGCAUAUCUUUGUCAAGCCGAUCGUUGGUAAGAUCAUGACCUUUGAGGUUGAUAGAGCAGAUAACGUGUACAGUAUAAAGGCGAAGAUUUUCGAUGAGACGGGCUUUGCCCCAGUUGGGCAGCGCCUCAUCCUUUAUGGGAAGAUGCUGGAGGAAGACCGCACCCUGGCCUAUUAUGGCAUACAAAAUGACUCUACCCUCCAUCUCAACUUGCGCAUCCCGCUUCUGAGAGAUCGGAUACGCAUCUCGAUCAGGACGGUUACUGGGAAGACCAUCGUUGAACGGAAUGGUAUGCGCUCAGAGACCGUUGGCAAUAUCAAGGCGAAGAACUAUGUUGAGUUGGGCAUUCCCACAGACCAGCAGUGCCUUUCCACAGGCGGAAAGCCGCUUGAGGAUGGCUGCACUGUGGAGGAGGCGAAGAAAUGUUGUUGCUGCGAUCUCCUUCUGCAACUCCGUCUUCCUGGUAUUCAGUGA